AUGAGACCGAUUCUCCCAGCUCCCACCAGCCGUAGCCAUCAGCGUCGCCGGCCCGACCUGAGUCUCCCUCUACCUCAGCGUGAUUCAUCCUUAGCCGUUCCGCUCCCACUUCCCCCAGCCUGCUCCUCCUCCUCCUCGGCCCCCCCAAGCUCUUCGACGACGACGUCCUCCAACCAACAACUGAUCAGGACCAGCCCCAUGGCUAUUUCGGAGCUGGAGCGACUCAAUCGCAUAGGUAGUGGCAGCGGCGGCACCGUCUACAAGGCCAUUCACCGUCCCACGGAAACAGCUUACGCGCUCAAGGUGAUCUACGGGAAUCACGAAGAGUCUGUCCGGCGGCAGAUCUGCAGGGAAAUCGAGAUCCUCCGCGACGUGGAUUACCAAAAUGUGGUCAAAUGCUACGACAUGUUUGACCACGCGGGAGAGAUUCAGGUCCUUCUGGAGUUCAUGGACGGGGGAUCUCUCGAAGGUCUCCAUCUUCGCGAAGAGAAAGCUCUAGGGGACGUGGCCAAACAAAUCCUUUGCGGUCUGAGCUAUCUCCAUAGCCGCAAAAUCGUGCACAGGGACAUCAAACCCUCCAAUUUGUUGAUAAAUUCGAAGAAAGAGGUAAAGAUAGCCGAUUUUGGGGUGUCUAGAAUCCUGGCGCAGACGAUGGAUCCUUGCAACUCCUCGGUGGGUACGAUUGCUUACAUGAGUCCGGAGAGAAUAAACACCGACCUAAAUCAGGGGAGGUACGACGGAUACGCGGGGGACAUUUGGAGCUUGGGAGUUAGCAUUCUUGAAUUCUACAUAGGACGAUACCCGUUUACUGUGUCCAGGCAGGGAGAUUGGGCAAGCUUAAUGUGCGCUAUCUGCAUGUCGCAGCCUCCCGAGGCCCCGCCGACCGCAUCCAGGGAGUUCCGGGACUUCAUAAGCUGCUGCCUGCAGAGGGACCCGGCCAAGAGGUGGUCCGCAGCCCAGUUGUUAAGGCAUCCAUUCAUCUCCUCUACCUAG
Messenger RNA from Impatiens glandulifera, 993 nucleotides. Its product is annotated as mitogen-activated protein kinase kinase 5-like. Lineage: Eukaryota; Viridiplantae; Streptophyta; Magnoliopsida; Ericales; Balsaminaceae. The transcript has a single exon. The coding region runs from base 1 to 993 and encodes 330 amino acids. Gene Ontology annotation, biological process: protein phosphorylation. Gene Ontology annotation, cellular component: cytoplasm. The record is from RefSeq and is a predicted model, not a curated record. Gene Ontology annotation, molecular function: protein serine/threonine kinase activity; ATP binding.